CGAUCGAGAUCAGACCUGGACUCCAGCCGCGGAAAAGAAUUGCCUCACGUAUCACAGCUCAACUCCCGCUCAGUGGACUAUAAACGAGAGAGACAGCGAGACAGUGGCACACACAUCGCGUGGAACGGGCAGGUGUAGGGACCCGGGGGAUCGCAUCCAGUAUACUCUGUCUUACGCGCUCCCUCUGUUCCCCCUCUCUCCCUUUCCAUCAGUUACCGCUACUCAAUUGAAGCCAAACAAUCAGAUCAGGAUAGCAGCCGUCUGCCUUUAAAUACUCUCCUACUGCAACACCAAUGCGAGGAUACUUCCAGUAUAUACAGACAACGAGUAUACGGACAGGCGGCGGGCAUGUAAAAUAAACACCAUUAAGAAUGGACAGAAGGACGUACACCGCAAUUGUAUUUUUGUUUCAGCUGCUGGACUUAAUACAUGGACAGUUUUUUCCAGAAUUACAACACUUGGAUCAUGGUAAAAGCUGCAUGAGGGGUAAAAAUUGUGGAGUGGAUCCAGAUAGCUUGGUGAUACGGGAUAGGAGGGACAUAUCCACAAACUCCGCUACAGAAGCAGUGGGCAGCUGCUCUUUUGAAGAGCACUACAGCAGCUGUGGGUACAGCGUGGCUCUGGGGACAACCGGCUUUGCCUGGGAACAAGUCAACACUUGGGAGAGGCCGACCAUGGACGCCGCUGUUCCCACAGGCUCCUUCAUGGUGGUCAAUGCCUCGGGUCGCGCUUCUGGACAGAAGGCCCACCUGCUCCUGCCCACGCUAAAGGAGAAUGACACGCACUGCAUCGACUUCCACUAUUCCCUGUCCAGCCGGGACGGCUCCAGCCCCGGGGCACUCAACGUCUACGUGAAGGUGAACGGGGGCCCGCAGGGGAACCCGGUGUGGAACGCCUCCUCCUCCGUCACCGAGGGCUGGGUGAAGGCUGAGCUCGCCAUCAGCACCUUCUGGCCCAACUCCUACCAGGUAAUAUUUGAGGCUGUGUCGGUGCAGGGCCAUCCAGGGUUUAUUGCGGUGGAUGAAGUCAGAGUGCUGGCACACCCCUGCCGGAAAGCUCCACACUUUCUGAGGCUUCAGAACGUGGAGGUCAACGUCGGGCAGAACGCCACCUUCCAGUGCAUCGCUGGGGGCAAGUGGUCGCAGCAUGACAAACUCUGGCUACAGCAGUGGAAUGGGAAGGACACGGCCCUGAUGGUGACCAGGGUGGUGAACCACCGGCGCUUCUCGGCCACCGUGAGCGUGGCCGACACGGCCCAGAGGAGCGUGAGCAAGUACAGAUGUGUCAUCCGCUCCGACGGGGGAUCGGGGGUGUCCAACUACGCCGAACUGAUUGUAAAAGCACCGCCAACUCCCAUUGCUCCUCCUGAGCUGCUGGCCGUGGGCGCCACUUACCUGUGGAUCAAGCCCAACGCCAACUCCAUCAUCGGGGACGGACCCAUUAUCCUCAAGGAGGUGGAGUACCGCACCACCACGGGCAACUGGGCGGAGACGCACAUCGUGGACGCGCCCACCUACAAGCUGUGGCACCUGGACCCAGACGUGGAGUAUGAGAUUAAGGUUCUGCUGACCCGGCCUGGGGAGGGGGGUACAGGCCCCCCGGGACCCCCCCUCAUCACCCGCACAAAGUGUGCAGAUCCGGUCCACGGUCCCCAGAACGUGAACGUGGUGGACAUCCGCGCCCGCCAGCUGACCCUGCAGUGGGAGACCUUCGGCUACGCAGUGACCCGGUGCCACAGCUAUAACCUGACGGUGCAGUACCAGUACAUCUUCAACCAGCAGGAGUUCGCCGCCGAGGAGCUGAUCCAGACCUCGUCCCACUACACCCUGCGCGGCCUGCGGCCCUUCGUGACCGUGAGGCUCCGCCUGGUGCUGGCCAAUCCGGAGGGGCGGAAGGAGAGCGAGGAGAUCGUCAAGCAGACGGAGGAGGACGUGCCUGGCGCGGUCCCUAUGGAGUCCAUUCAGAGCAGUCCCUACGAGGAGAAGAUCUUCAUGCAGUGGAAAGCACCCAAUGAGACCAAUGGAGUCAUCACUCUUUAUGAGAUUACCUACAAGGCCCUCAGCUCCCUCGACCCCAGCGCGGAGCUGUCUACCCAGAAGGGCAGAGUGUUCAAGCUCCGCAACGAGACACACCACCUCUUUGUGGGGCUCUACCCUGGCACCACGUACUUCUUCACCCUCAAAGCCAGCACCAACAAAGGGUUCGGACCCCCUGUGACCACCCGCAUUGCCACCAAGAUUGCAGCACCCUCAAUGCCAGAGUAUGAAACUGACACCCCUCUGAAUGAGACAGACACCACUAUCACUGUGCUUCUGAAGCCAGCACAGUCCAGAGGAGCUCCUGUCAGUGCCUAUCAGCUGGUGGUGAAGGAGGAGAGGAAGCAGAAGGCUCGGCGAGCCACAGACGUGGUGGAGUGCUUCUCCGUCCCGGUCAGCUUCAAGAACGCCUCCGUCCUGGACUCGCCGCACUACUUCGCUGCCGAGCUGCCGCCCGUCAGCCUAUCCGUGGUGCAGCCCUUCACCGUGGGCGACAACAAGACCUACAACGGCUACUGGAACGCGCCCCUCUCGCCUGUCAAGAGCUACAGCAUUUACUUUCAGGCCCUGAGUAAAGCCAACGGGGAGAUAAAAAUCAACUGUGUGCGACUGGCUACUAAAGUGGUAAUAGGUAGGGGACAAAUAACCACGCCGUACAUUCUUGUCAUCCCCAGUGAAGGUGCCUCCACCCAGAACUCCAACGCCGUGGAGCCGGAGAAGCAGGUGGACAGCACGGUCAAGAUGGCGGGCGUCAUCGCGGGGAUCCUCAUGUUCGUCAUCAUCCUGCUGGGAGUGGUGCUGACGUUUAAGCGAAGAGAAAUACACACAUGGAGAACUCUGAGUGUGGGAAGAAAUGCGUAUUCCUACUCUUAUUACCUGAAACUCGCCAAAAAGCAAAAGGAGACAGCGAGCAGCAGUACGCAGAGGGAGAUGGGCCCUCUUGGGACGGCUGACAAGAGCACGGGCAAAGUCAGCACUCUGCACAAGGACGAUCCAUUCUCCACCAGCACCCAGGACCUCAACAGCUUCUCCUCCCCCUCUCCCUGUUCCUUCUCUGUGCAGGGCAAAACUCUUCAAAGCAAAAGCCUCUUGAAUUCCUACUACUCAGUAUCCAAGGAGCCAGUUCCGGCAACUGCAUCUUUAGACAGCAGCCAUGGAGAGAUACCCCAGCCAACGCUGACCAUCCAGACCUACCCUUACGGGGGCUGCGAGUCUGUGGAGAUGUCCUACCAAGCCGGGCAGUUCCAGCCGGCCAUCCGAGUGGCCGACCUCCUGCAGCACAUCACCCAGAUGAAGUGUGGCCAGGGCUACGGCUUCAAGGAAGAGUAUGAGGGGCUGGCCGAAGGGCAGACGGCUCCCUGGGACACUGCCAAGAAAGAUGAGAACCGCAACAAGAACAGAUAUGGCAAUAUCAUCGCUUACGAUCACACUCGGGUGAGGCUGCAACUGUUGGAUGGGGACCCCCACUCGGACUACAUCAACGCAAACUACAUCGAUGGUUAUCACAGACCGAGACACUACAUCGCUACGCAAGGUCCAAUGCAGGAGACUGUGAGAGAUUUCUGGAGGAUGAUUUGGCAGGAGAAUUCCGGCAGUAUCGUCAUGGUUACCAACCUCGUGGAAGUGGGCAGAGUGAAAUGUGUGCGAUACUGGCCAGAUGAGACCGAGGUGUACGGAGACAUCAAGGUGACUCUGAUCGAGACAGAGCCUCUGGCAGAGUACGUCAUCCGCACCUUCACCGUUCAAAAGAAGGGCCACCACGAAAUCCGGGAGAUUCGGCAGUUCCACUUCACCAGCUGGCCGGACCACGGGGUGCCCUGCUACGCCACUGGCCUCCUGGGCUUCGUCCGCCAAGUGAAGUUCCUCAACCCGCCCGAUGCCGGUCCAAUCGUAGUCCAUUGCAGCGCCGGCGCGGGCAGGACCGGCUGCUUCAUCGCCGUGGACAUCAUGCUGGACAUGGCCGAGAACGAGGGGGUGGUGGACAUCUUCAACUGCAUCCGGGAGCUGCGCUCACAGAGGGUUAACAUGGUGCAGACAGAGGAGCAGUAUGUCUUUGUCCACGACGCUAUCCUCGAAGCCUGUCUGUGUGGGAACACGGCCAUUCCAGUCUGCGAAUUCAGAGCCAUAUACUACAACAUCAGCCGUUUGGAUCCUCAGACCAACUCCAGCCAGAUCAAGGAUGAGUUUCAGACGCUGAACAUUGUGACCCCGCGCGUGAGGCCUGAAGACUGCAGUGUCGGGCUGCUCCCGAGGAACCACGACAAGAACCGCAGCAUGGACGUCCUGUCAGUCGACCGCUGCCUGCCUUUCCUCAUCUCUGUCGAUGGGGAGUCGAGCAACUACAUCAACGCCGCGCUCAUGGAUAGCCAUAAGCAGCCGGCGGCCUUCAUCGUCACACAGCACCCCUUGCCUAACACAGUGGCUGACUUCUGGAGGCUGGUGUUUGACUACAACUGCUCAUCAAUAGUGAUGCUCAACGAGAUGGACGCCGCGCAGCUCUGCAUGCAGUACUGGCCCGAAAAGAGCUCCUGCUGCUAUGGUCCCAUCCAAGUGGAGUUCAUCUCCGCCGACAUCGACGAGGACAUCAUCAACAGGAUCUUUAGGAUCUGCAACAUGGCGCGGCCCCAGGACGGAUACCGCCUGGUGCAGCAUUUCCAGUUCAUCGGCUGGCCGGCGUACCGCGACACGCCCCUGUCCAAGCGCUCCAUCCUGCAGCUCGUCCGGCGGCUGGCCAAGUGGCAGGAGCAGUACGACGGGGGAGACGGGCGCACUGUGGUUCACUGCCUGACUGGUGGCGGGCGUAGCGGGACCUUCUGUGCCAUCUGCAGCAUCAGCGAGAUGAUCCAGCAGCAGAACAUCGUGGACGUCUUUCACACAGUCAAGACGCUGAGGAACAACAAAUCCAACAUGGUGGAAACCAUGGAGCAGUAUAAGUUCUGCUAUGAAGUGGCUCUGGAGAGCCUAAACUCUUUCUGAGAAUCCAGCAGAGGAGGAUGAACUGCGGAGCCGCAGCGCUACUGCAAUGAGCAGACAGACUGCAAAGACGUUUGCAGGGAGCCUGUCGGAAUGAACAGAACAAAAGCUGUACAGAGGGGACUGCCCUCUGCCUGGGGUUGUGUAUACGCUGCCCCCAAGACUGGGGCCCCUGUAACUGUAAAAAAAAAAAAAAAAAAAAAAAAAAAAGACAUGUUAAUACACUGCUUUCCUUCUCUUUCUUCAAUGUCCAGCGUCGAAAUGUGCAUCCUGGGCCGUAACGUGAUCUUGUACAGUAAUUUCCUUUUUAGAUAUAUGCCUUGAAUGUUAUCCCCCUCAGUGUAAAAAAAAAAUAAUAAAUAAAUAAGGAGACAAACACCGAUAAUCAGAAACGCAACAAAACACCGUGACGAGACACUGGCAAAUUCAAGCUGGAAAGAAUCAAACUAAUUUUCCAGGCUUCGUAGCGCUGCAUCAACCCAAAUAGAAAAUGCAUCUUUCCUGUUAAAACAGAGCAGCAUAAGCUUUUUUUUUCUUUUACUUUGGGUUUCAUGAUUCCUGCGACAUCAGUUUGAAAAGACACACUGUGCUUUUUCAUACACACACACACACACACACACAUACACACACACAUA
Megalops cyprinoides (Indo-Pacific tarpon) is the source of this 5644-nucleotide messenger RNA. RefSeq names its product protein tyrosine phosphatase receptor type T (gene ptprt). The coding region runs from base 372 to 5012 and encodes 1546 amino acids. NCBI's taxonomy places the organism in Eukaryota, Metazoa, Chordata, Actinopteri, Elopiformes, Megalopidae. Gene Ontology annotation, cellular component: membrane. Gene Ontology annotation, molecular function: protein tyrosine phosphatase activity; protein binding. The record is from RefSeq and is a predicted model, not a curated record. The transcript is spliced from 36 exons. Gene Ontology annotation, biological process: protein dephosphorylation.